Molecule: messenger RNA, 1329 nt
Organism: Funneliformis mosseae
Lineage: Eukaryota; Fungi; Glomeromycota; Glomeromycetes; Glomerales; Glomeraceae
Source: the annotation of a GenBank genome assembly
AUGCUUCAUUCGCGUCAGUUAUCAAGUAAAUUUGUAACUCCAAUUAGUAGUCUGCUAAGACGUAACUAUGCUAGUGUUGUUGCUUCACCCAUAGUCACAAAGUCUAAAACUGGAGUCUCGGUUGUUUCAGUUGAAGACAAUGCCCCCGCUUCUUCUGUUUCCCUCUUUGUUAAGGCUGGUUCUCGGGCAGAAUCCACUGAUAAUGUUGGAGUAGCUCAUUUUUUAAAGAAUUUUGCUUUCAAGAACACUAAGGGUAAAACCGCAUUUCGCUUGACACGUGAAGCAGAGUUUCUCGGUGGUAUAUUAUCGGCAAAUUUGACAAGAGAGAGUUUGAUUCUUUCCGGUGAAUUUUUACGUGAAGAUCUUUCUUAUUUCUUGGAAGCGUUAUCUGAUGUGAUCUUUAAAACAAAAUACGAGCCAUAUGAAUUCGAUUAUGUAAAAAAGAGUGUUAGUUUUGAUAGCGGUGCAGCUGAAUCUAUCCCCGAAGUCUUAGCCUUAAACGCGGCUCAUUCAGUUGCCUUUCGUCAUGGUUUAGGCAAUUCUUUAUUUGCAAAUGCUACGACAAAGGUAAAGGAUGUUGAUCAAAUUAUAGCAUUUGCUAAUAAGGUUUAUACUGCAUCCAACAUUACCGUCAUUGGUACAUCUGUAAACCAUAAAGAAUUGGUGUCGCUGACAGAUAGAUUCUUUGAGGGUGUCAAUCAUGCUGUUCCUACCACUCCUAUUCCUUCUAAAUACUUUGGUGGGGAAUCUAGGAUUGCCGCAACUGGCGAGAGUCAUUUUGUUCUUGGGUUUGAAGGAGCACCAGCAGGAACUCCUGAUUACUCUAUUCUCCAAGUUUUACGUGCUCAUUUAAGUGGAGAAACACACAUAAAAUGGGGUGAUGGAGUAACUCCUUUAGCUCAAACUGCAAAUAGACUUAAAGAUGUCCAAAUUGGUUCAUUUAAUGUUGGAUAUUCUGAUGCUGGACUUUUUGGUUUAUAUAUGUCGGGAGAACCUACAUCCGUGUAUGCGGCUGCCAGAGCUGUUGCUGAACAAUUGAAGCAUACCGCACAUGGUAUUUCAAAAGAAGAUUUCCGACGUGCUAUAAAUAAGGUUAAAUAUCACACCGCUGUCUCUUAUGAUACACGUGCUUCCAAAACCGAACUUUAUGGUGGCCAGGUUUUACAUUCUGGCAAAAUUAUCCCUGUCUCAGAUGCAUUGUUCGAAUUUGAUCAUAUCACAGACGAAGACGUUAAAAAUAUGGCACAAAAAGUUCUUCAAUGCAAACCCACAACUGUUGCAUUAGGUGAUAUCAACACUUUGCCUUACGCCGAUACUAUUUCACUUUAA